Molecule: messenger RNA, 2553 nt
Organism: Brassicogethes aeneus
Lineage: Eukaryota; Metazoa; Arthropoda; Insecta; Coleoptera; Nitidulidae
Source: the annotation of a GenBank genome assembly
GUAGGCAACCAAGUUAUCAGCAAAGCAACUAGUGCGAACUUAGCUUUAGGCGGCGUCAAUGGUACUGUCAAAUUGUCAAAAAAAUUAAAUGCAUUUUUCAUGUUAAAUUUUGGGAGAAAACGCUUAAAAUGUGGCACGAGGCGAGAAAACAGGAACGUAAAAUACGGGGAAUGCUCGUGGAUUACCGUAGAAGAGCAGAAAGGCGCCGGGAUUUCUACGAAAAAAUAAAAGCAGACCCAACGCAGUUCUUGCAAGUGCACGGGAGACAAUGCAAAGUGCACUUGGACCCAGCAAUUGCGGCUGCUGCUGACAGUGCUGUAAUGAUGCCCUGGCAAGGCCAAACAGAUAACCUCAUUGACAGAUUCGAUGUGAGGGCUCAUUUAGACUACAUUCCUCCAGUAAGGAAAGAUGAAGAACCCCACACAACACAAGAAGAAAGACAAUUAAAUUACGAGAGAUACAGAAUCAUCGCACAAAACUCAUUCCUAGCCGUUACAGAGGAGAAAUUCCUGAAACAAUUGCACUUGGAGGAGCAGUUUGGUUACACGGAAAAGCCGACGAAAAAAGAACGUACAGGUGGCGCUGCCAUCGGGUUCAACUACGAAGAGGGAACGGCGAUAAAUCAAGCGGAAUCGAACAAUGAAAAUAACGAGGAGGAAUCCGGGGACAACUCCGACAGCGAUCUGGACGUGGAUUUGGCGAUAAACGUGUCGAAAAUGGACCCGACGGAAGCGCACGAGAUGAACAAGCACGGCCAUCAUUUCGGAAUGAGUUCCAACGAUUUUUACUCGUUCCUCACUGGCGAUCUGGAGGAGGCGGAAACGUACAGGCUGGCCAAGGAGGAGGAGCACGAGAAGGCUCUGUUUUCCGGGAGGAAAUCGAGGAGGGAGCGGAGGGCGCAUCGGGAGAAACGGCUGGCCAAUAGGAUCAUCAGCCCGCCGAGUUAUGCCGCUCAGGCCUCGCCCACCCACCCGCUAUUGGCCGUCAGCCGGUCGCCUUCUAGAUCGCCCUCGCCGGAAAAUACCGGCAAGAUCACUUAUAUCACUUCUUUUGGCGAUGACGAAGAAGGGCCGUCGACUAGCAAACCAACCUACGCAGACAAGGUGAAGUACGGCAAACCGAAGGUGUCGACUGCGUCUGCGCAGUCGAAGAGAUCGUCCACGGAGCGCAUCGUGUACAGAAGACGAAGCCGAAGCAGAAGCAACGCCAGCCGCGACCGCAAAAGAAGAAAACCGUCCCGAUCGCGGUCAAGAUCCAGAAGGUCGCGAACAAGAUCUUCAUCCGCAAGAUCCCGCAAAAGUCGCUCGAAAUCCAGGAGCAAUUCCAGGGAAAAAUUCAACCGCAGCGCGGCGCGCAGGAGAAGACAGAGGUCUUCUUCUUCGUCCUCGUCCUCGUCCAGCAGCAGCUUGUCUUCCAGCUCGUCGUCGUCGUCUUCUUCUUCUUCGCGGGCGGCCGAGAAGAGCCGGACGUCGACGAUCGAGAAGUCGAGGUCGAGGUCGCGCUCGAAAAGUCCCGAGAGCGUUGAAAAUGCGGGAGAGAAGAAGGCGUCGCCGGCGCCGAAAGCGAUUCCGAGGUACUACGGGCGCAAAAAGAGCGAUCGCAGUUCGUCGGAACUCAGCGAGGCCAGCGACGAUGCCAAAAACGGAGACAAUUUAAAUUCAAAUGAGUCUAAGUCCUGUGGUAUAUUAUCCGGAAAUUCAUCAGCCAAAGUCAGUAAGAACCCCAUAAUAUUUCGUACUGUUUUAUUUUUUUGUUCACAAUCUUUAUGUUUCACACAACAACAAUGUUUAAAUGAAUACGUGUUAUAUUAAUUUGAAGGUAAAAAAAAAUCAACCCUACCUCAACACCUUUGUUUAGACUAUACCCUAUGUAUUCUUUGCAUAUUGGCUCUUUUUAAAUUAAAACCCAAAUUAACUUGGGACAUUUUCAGGGGGCUGGACCUACUAUGACGAUAAUAGAACGCCUUAAACGUAAAAGACAGGCACUAUUGAAUAAGCAAUUUAAAGCUGAUAAAAUAGCUGAACAAAUAAAAACUGAACGCGAAAAGCAAGAACAGCAAACUAGAGAGGACGAGUUAAGGGAAAUGUUGAUAAAGUUCAGAAAAAGGCAACGAGAAAAACGCCAUGCAAACGAAAGCCGCAGCUCGGGUUCGUCCGACUCCGAUUCGGACACGAAGAGCACGAAAUCCAAACCGGAAAAGGACGAUAAAAGCCGGAGUUCCACCCCGAAAAAAGACAAAGAACAUUCGAACAGAGAACCUCGCAAACGCGAGCACAGAGACGACAAAGAGAAAAACACGCGCCGCGAAAGGAGUCGCGAGAAAAGUCGAGAUAGAAGCAGAGAAAGAAGAUCUUCAAGGGACAGAAGUUACAGAAGGAACAGCAGAGAUAGAGAUAGAAGAUACAGUCCGAAACGAAAGGAAGAAAGAGUCAUUUACAGAGACGAUAAGCGAUACGAUAGAGACAGGGACAGAAACUACAGAACUAAUAGAUUAGUUGAUUAUUAAUGAUGUAUUAUUAUGGUAUUCAAUAAAUAAUUAUUAAGGCAAAUUAA